AUGGAAUUACUGCGAAGAUCCUGCGGCUCCUCGUCUUCUUCUUCUUCGUCCUCUCGCCGACCCGCCCACUUGCCCAUCCUCGGCGAAGGAACGACCGCCUUCGAAACCCCCUACCUCAAACUCGGCCUCAAUGGUCCCGGCUUAUUACCGGGUGAUUCGGAGAGCCACAGGAGCGACGGUUUGAGAAUGCUGAGAGAACCCAGCAUUGGGUUCGAGAAGGGGAGCGAGGAGGAAGCUCCUGCCGAGGGUUCCGGCCGCGCGCCGGAUGACCCGCCGUCGCGGCUGAUCGGGCGGUUCCUACACCAGCAGCGGGCCUCCGGCGACGUGUUGCUGGACGUGGAACUGGAGAUGGAGGAGCUGCGCUGCGGCGACGGCCGGAGGGACUUGCCUCCGGUGGCCGAUUCGCCGCCGGCGCCACGGCCGCAGAGGCAGAGCCAGGACGGCUCGAGUGUCCUGCCAGCCGCCCACCUCGGCAGUGCCACAGAGGCGGCACGGAGGUUUGCCGAGCCGUGGGGAGAUGGAAACUCUGUAGGCAACAGAGAAGAGGAGGUCUUGAAAAGCACGUCGAGCGCGACUUCCCAGCGGAAAUCAUGCCUGCUCUGCACAAAAACCCGGUCGCGGCUGAUGGACCCGCCGGAGGAGCCCCAACGGAGAUCGGGUCACAUUCCGCGGUCUGGAAUGUUGGGGAGGCCAGGGGAUGAGGACGAGGACGACAUCUUCUUGGAAGAAGACCUGCCAGAGGAGUUCAAGAAAACCCAGUUCGGUGCCAUGGCUCUGUUACAGUUGGUGAGUUUGGUCUUGAUCGUUGGUGCUUUAGUUUAUACUCUUGCGAUUCCUGCAUUGAAGCAUAAGGAUUUGUGGAAGCUCAAACUGUGGAAGUGGGAGGUCAUGGCCCUGGUCUUGAUUUGUGGGAGGUUGGUCUCUGGGUGGAUGAUUCGACUAGUUGUGUUCUUCAUCGAGAGGAACUUUCUGCUGCGAAAACGGGUUCUGUAUUUCGUCUACGGCCUUCGAAAGGCAGUGCAGAACUGCCUGUGGUUGGGAUUGGUCUUGACUGCUUGGCAUGCUCUAUUCGACAAGAAGGUCGAGAGGGAGACGAACAGUGACAGGUUGAGGUACGUCACCAAGGUGCUGGUGUGCUUUUUGGUGGGGACUCUACUGUGGUUGAUCAAGACACUGAUCAUCAAGGUGCUGGCAUCGUCGUUCCAUGUGAGCACCUACUUUGAACGGAUCCAGAAGUCUCUGUUCAAUCAGUACGUGAUCGAGACGCUGUCGGGUCCCCCUGUGAUUGAAAUUUGGAGGAGACAGGAAGAGGAGGAGGAGAUUGCAUGUGAUCUCCAGACUUUACAGAAAGCAGGCGUGACUGUGCCGCCAGAUCUAAGGGCGGCAGCUUUUCCAACUAAAAGUGGGAUGGUAGUUGGGAGCGGAGGAGGGCUUCAGAGAAGUCCCCGAGAGAAGAACACCAAGCUCUCUCCAGGGCUGUCGGGAAACAGCGAGGGAGGGAUCACAAUGGAGCACUUGCAAAAGAUGAAUCCCAAAAAUGUGUCUGCCUGGAAUAUGAAAAGAUUGAUUAAUAUCGUGCGGCAUGGAUUUCACUCGACGUUGGAUGAGCAGAUACAGGAUUCUACUCAAGAGGAUGAGUCGGCAACAUUGAUCAGGAGUGAAAACGAAGCCAAAGCUGCAGCUAGGAAGAUCUUUCGAAAUGUGGCUAAGCCUAAUUCAAAGUUUAUCUACUUGGAAGAUCUGAAGCGGUUCAUGAAGGACCAUGAAGCCUUGAAUACGAAGAGACUCUUCGAAGGAGUUGAUGAAUGCAAGAAGAUAAUCGGCAAGUCGUGCCUGGAGAACUGGCUGGUCAAUGCUUUCAGGGGGAGGAGAGCACUUGCCUUGACCUUAAAUGACACCAAGACUGCAGUCGACAAGCUGCAUCACGUGGUCAACGUCAUAGUCGGUAUCAUCAUAUUGAUCAUCUGGCUUCUCAUCCUGGGAAUAGCAACAAGCAAGUUCCUGUUCUUUCUCUGUUCGCUGCUCGUCCUUGUCGCAUUUAUUUUCAGGAACAACUGCAAGACCAUAUUUGAGGCGAUCGUCUUCUUGUUCGUGAUGCAUCCGUAUGAUGUGGGCGACAGGUGCGAGAUCGAUGGAGUCCAGAUGGUUGUGGAAGAGAUAAACAUCCUGACGACCGUGUUUCUGAGGUAUGACAAUCAAAAGAUUAUAUAUCCAAACAGCACUCUUGCAACGAAGGCCGUCGGCAACUAUUAUUGGAGCCCUGACAUGGAAGACGCGGUCGAGUUCUGUGUGCACAUAGCUACUCCUGCAGAGAAGAUUGCUGCCAUGAAGCACAAGAUAACCAGUUAUGUCGACAGCAAGAAAGAGCAUUGGUAUUUCUCACCAAUGAUCAUAAUGAAGGAUAUAGAAGAGCUGAACAAUGUGAGGAUUGCCGUGUGGCUGUGCCACAAGAUGAAUCACCCAGACAUGAGAGAGAAGGAGAUGGUCAAGAUGUUCAGAGAGCUUGACAUCCAAUACCGCCUACUACCGCUUGACAUCAACGUCCGCGCAAUGCCUGCCUCGAGCUCCAUGCGGGUUCCUCCAGCAUGGGAAAACGCUGGCUGAGUUGCUCAGCUAGUUCGACAAAGAGCUGCAUUCACCGACGGAAGAUAGGCAGUUGGCAUUCCACGUUAGCAGUGCUAUGCGGACCGUGUAUCAGACUCCGGCAAACCACUACUUCUUUGGCUAUGAGGUUUUCCUUUCUCAUUGAACAUAUUCAUCACAGUUCAGUGAAAAUUUGGUUUCUCCAUCUUUCCUGUCAC
Molecule: messenger RNA, 2801 nt
Organism: Eucalyptus grandis
Lineage: Eukaryota; Viridiplantae; Streptophyta; Magnoliopsida; Myrtales; Myrtaceae
Product: mechanosensitive ion channel protein 5-like
Biological process (GO): monoatomic anion transport; transmembrane transport
Cellular component (GO): plasma membrane
Molecular function (GO): mechanosensitive monoatomic ion channel activity
Source: RefSeq, a predicted model, not a curated record